Messenger RNA from Trypanosoma brucei brucei TREU927, 261 nucleotides. RefSeq lists its product as hypothetical. The transcript has a single exon. Lineage: Eukaryota; Euglenozoa; Kinetoplastea; Trypanosomatida; Trypanosomatidae. The record is from RefSeq and is a predicted model, not a curated record. Bases 1 to 261 code for a protein of 86 amino acids.
AUGCGGAGGAAAGGCGACAACGACAGUCCCUCACCUCCAGCGGAUGGGCUCACAAGACUAACCGUCAGAGCGGAUGCACACGAUAGCGGAGAGGUUGUCACGUGGAACGUAGAGUCGCGGACGAAAGCAGCAGGGCCCACACUACCAAAUAUGAACUUAGAAACCAAUUCCAACUGCGCAUGUUACCCUUGCAUAAUGCAGGGCUACUUCCCUCUUCGUCAAACCCACACACAUGCGGGGGACAAGAAAAAAGAUAACUGA